GCGCGGCCACGCCGUGCGGAGCGCCGCUCGGCCCAGCGGGAUGGCUGUGGCCGCCACGGCGUUGGCGCUGGGCGGGGGACUCCUCCUGGCCGCCUGGCGUUGGCUGUGGGGCGCGGCCCGGCCCGGGGCCAUCGCCGGGGCCUCCAUGCGGGGCAAGACGGUGAUCAUCACGGGGGCCAACAGCGGGCUGGGCCGGGCGGCGGCGGCCGAGCUGCUGCGGAUGCAGGCCCGCGUCAUCAUGGGCUGCCGCGACCGGGCGCGGGCCGAGCGGGCGGCCCGUGAGAUCCGGGCCGAGGUGGGCGAGCGGGCGGAGGGCGAGGACGGCGGUGAGUUGGUGGUCCGGGAGCUGGACCUGGCCUCGCUCCGCUCCGUCCGCGCCUUCUGCCACCGCGUCCUUCAGGAAGAGCCAAGGCUGGAUGUUCUGAUAAAUAAUGCAGGGGUAUUCCAGUGUCCAUACAUGAAGACAGAGGAUGGUUUUGAGAUGCAGUUUGGUGUGAACCACUUGGGUCACUUCUUGCUCACCAACCUUCUUCUGGGCCUACUUAAAAAUUCUGCUCCAAGCAGGAUUGUGGUAGUAUCCUCAAAGCUUUACAAGUAUGGAGAGAUCAACUUUGAAGACUUGAACAGUGAAAUAAGUUACAAUAAAAGCUUUUGUUACAGUCGGAGUAAACUGGCAAACAUACUAUUUGCAAGGGAGCUGGCCCGUCGGUUAGAAGGCACAGGAGUCACCGUCAAUUCACUUCAUCCUGGGAUUGUCAGAACAAAUCUAGGCAGAUAUGUGAACAUUCCUUUGCUGGCAAAACCCCUAUUCAACUUGGUGUCAUGGGCUUUCUUCAAAACGCCUCUGGAAGGAGCCCAGACCUCUAUUUAUUUGGCCUCUUCUCCUGAUGUUGAAGGAGUCUCAGGAAAAUAUUUUGGGGACUGCAAAGAGGAGGAACUCCUGCCCAAAGCCAUGGAUGAUUUGGUUGCAAGAAAGUUGUGGGAUAUCAGUGAAGUGAUGGUUGGCUUACUGAAAUAAGUGCCGGGGGGUUAUCUGUACAAUACAAUGCAGAUAACUAUGCAACAUGCAUUUACAGCAGGGUAAGUUCUCACUUUAAAUGCUGUGGGAAUACAGAUUAUUUUUGCUCAGAAAGUAUUAGAGGAGUGAUUUCUACUGGAACUCUGCUUUGAAAUAAAGGACAAUCUAUUUAUUAGACACAGGCAUUCAAAACAGAUCUGAAAUGGAGCUCGAGGGUGUGAAUAUAAUUCUUGGUUAAAUCUGCUUGGAAACUCAUGUUUUAUAAAUAAAAAUUCAACAAGAUGUUUGCAAUAUAGAUGCACAUUUGUCAUGUUCCACUACUUGUAGUCAGGCUGGACAACCCAACGUGCUGAUGCUGAAACACUUCUGUAAAUGUAAUAAUAGUAGUCAUAAUAGGAUUGUUGUCAUUUUUUUUGAGCCAAAAAAAAAAUAAUUGAUCAGUUUUACUGAUGUUUUACACUGUAAGCACUUAGGCCUCUGAGUGCCAUUAAAGGACUUGUCAGCCCUGUGGUUUAGUGAACAAGCCUGCCAAGCUGUAUCAGUUUAACUGUGAAGCACAAAGUCAACUUUCUGGAGUGAUGUUGCUGCUAUUCGAUGAGUACAUACACUUGGUUGUGCAAGCUGUUGUUGUGCGUGUGCUGAACUUGCUAUUUCUUGAUAUGCGGACACCUUGGGUUUCAUUAAAGCUUAGUUGCCGGAUGUAUUAGGGUCUUGCUAGGGGUUUGCCUGCCACAGAUUUUGUGCAUGCAAAGUUUACAAGACCUCUCUGCGAUUAGCCUGAAGAGAAUAUGCUAAAUUUACAGUGUGUGUUUGGCUUGACUGAUGACACUUCAACUCACUGUGGAGAUAAGCCUGUCAAAUACAGUUUACUGAAUAUUCUUUAAUAAAAGCAUUUUUAAAAAAGAGUUAACAUUAAUUUUUUCACUGUGGGAGAUCUGUCAGAAAUCAGCAAUCUUGACACAGUAACAUUGUUUUAAACCAGAAGAUUUGGCUGUAUUGGGUUAGGGAGCUUGUCAUGUAGGGCUGGUAGAAAUAAAAUGAGCUCUGAAUAAAUACGCAGAUAUGACA
Messenger RNA from Dryobates pubescens (Downy woodpecker), 2086 nucleotides. RefSeq names its product retinol dehydrogenase 14 (gene RDH14). Bases 41 to 1018 code for a protein of 325 amino acids. Lineage: Eukaryota; Metazoa; Chordata; Aves; Piciformes; Picidae. The record is from RefSeq and is a predicted model, not a curated record. The transcript has 2 exons.